Messenger RNA from Thecamonas trahens ATCC 50062, 1521 nucleotides. RefSeq names its product sucrose transporter 3. Lineage: Eukaryota; Apusomonadida; Apusomonadidae. The coding region runs from base 1 to 1521 and encodes 506 amino acids. Gene Ontology annotation, molecular function: sucrose:proton symporter activity. Gene Ontology annotation, biological process: transmembrane transport. Gene Ontology annotation, cellular component: membrane. The transcript has a single exon. The record is from RefSeq and is a predicted model, not a curated record.
AUGCACGCCGCGACGGAGCGAGUCGCAGAGCGGGUGCAGCGGCCACGGUUGGCAGCACUCACAUGUGCGCUCGCUGGUGUUCAGCUUGUGGCCUCGCUCAAUGUGGGCAACUCGACAAAGGUCUUUCGCGAGCUGGGCAUGGCCGACAAGUGGGUGGCGGCCGCUUGGCUCGCUGGGCCCAUCUCGGGCAUGGUUGUCCAGCCGCUGGUCGGCGUCUGGUCCGAUGGCUGUACUGCAAGCUGUGGUCGUCGCUCGCCGUUCAUCGCUUCCGGUGCUCUGGUCAUUGUGGCUGCGCUCACUCUCUUUGCCAAUGCCGAGGACGUCGGCACCGCUGCUGGCGAGCACACCUCGUCGUGCGCCGGCUCGCGCUGCACAAUGGCUCUCGCUGUCGCCGUCGCCGCCUUCUGCAUCCUCGAUCUUGCCUUCAACACCAUCAAGGGGCCAGCACGAACGCUCUUGGUUGAUCUCGUUCCACCAGAGCAGCAGUCUGAGGGCAACGCACUGUUUGGGACCAUGACGGGCCUUGGCUCCAUUUUUGGGUUUGCGCUCGGGGCGCUGCCGCUCACCGACGCGUUCCCGUUCAUGGGUACCAAUCUGCGGGCGCUGUACGCCCUUGGUGCGCUUGCUGUGCUCGUUGCCGUCGGCGUUACACUUGCCGCCGCCCGCGAGGAGCAGCACGCCCCGCCAGGCACACUCGAUCAUGUCGAGUCGUGCGACGGCGCGCUGAACGAAGCCUCACCGCUGCUCAACGACGCAUUGGAGCUACCCAAGCCGCGACCGGCCACGUCGCGCUGGCGCAGAUGGCGUGCUGCCCUUACCACGAUGCCGCCCGUGCUUGGUCAUGUCUUUGCCGUCCAGUGCUGCACGUGGUUCGCUUGGUUCACCACCUUUAUCUACGCCACCUCGUGGGUAGGCUCGGUGGUAUACGGCGGCGAUCCGAACGCACCCGCUGGCUCGCAUGCGCGCACACUGUACGACGACGGCGUGCGGGCUGGGAAUCUCGGCCUGCUCAUGCAGGCCCUGACCACCGUUGUCCUCACUCUGCCCGGUCCGUGGGGCGCUGCCCUGCUCCCGAGGCUGGUCACUACCGCCGGUACCAAAUCGGUGUACGUUGCGGCCCACAUUGUCCUUGCCCUCAUUCUUGGUGCUGUCGGGCUGUUGACCCAUCUCGCCCGAGCUGGCACACCGCGAACCACCCUCGUCCCGCUCGUCCUCCUCGCCUUUGGCAGCCUCGGUUUUCCAUGGGCAUGCACCAUGACCCUCCCGUGGGCGCUCACCGCAGUCGCCAUCGAGGCUUCUGACGACAAAGGCCUGCUCAUGUCGAUGAUGAACCUCGCGCAGUGCCUGCCGGAAGUUGCUGCCGCCGGCGCCGGCUUUGCUCUCCUCUCACUGCCGAACUGGGCCAACCCGCUCGGCACCGGCGCCGUCAUGACCCUCGGUGGCUUCAUCGCCGCCAUCGGUGCAGCUCUCAUCGCCUACCUUCGCCUCGGCGACAACGCCGCGUUCGAAUCACCCCGCUAG